This is a messenger RNA of Cricetulus griseus (Chinese hamster), 584 nucleotides long. Lineage: Eukaryota; Metazoa; Chordata; Mammalia; Rodentia; Cricetidae. The record is from RefSeq and is a predicted model, not a curated record.
CUCCUGGUGCUGCCUGUGAGCUCCUUCCGUGUGCGGACCCGGCGCUCUUUUGUGAAGCGGCAGCUGAGGAGCCUCCAGCGCUCGCCAUGGCCGGCGAGAAACCCAAGGAAGGAGUCAAGACUGAGAACAAGGAUCAUAUUAAUUUGAAGGUGGCGGGGCAGGAUGGUUCUGUGGUGCAGUUUAAGAUUAAGAGGCAUACACCACUUAGUAAACUCAUGAAAGCCUAUUGUGAACGACAGGGAUUGUCCAUGAGGCAGAUGAGAUUCCGGUUUGAUGGACAGCCAAUCAAUGAAACAGACACACCUGCACACUUGGAAAUGGAGGAUGAAGAUCCGAUUGAUGUGUUCCAGCAGCAGACAGGAGGUGUCCACUAAAAAGGGAACCUGCUACUUUACUCCAGAAUUUGGUUGUAGACCAAGAACACAUUCGCAAUUAGAAAGCCGCAAUUUGCUUCCUCCACAUCCUGACGACUACAGUGUAGUUUUCUCUAGUCUUUCAUUUCCCUGUCCCCAUUUCUUUAUUGUACAUAAAGUAACUGGUGUAUGUGCACAAGCAUAUUGCGCUUUUUUUUUCUUUCUUGUUUU